CAUCGUUGGCGCAAUAGCGUUCGUGCAUUCAUCAAUCUGGAAGGAUCGGGUGCUGGCGGCAGAGAAAUCCUAUUUCAGGCGGGCCCAGGUAAUUCGUGGUUGCUACAAACCUACUUGGAGAACGUACCACAUCCGCAUUGUAAUGUUCUGGCGCAGGAGAUAUUCCAGGCGGGUCUGAUACCGUCAGACACGGACUUUCGAAUAUUCCGUGAUUAUGGUCUUAUUUCGGGCUUGGACAUAGCAUACUUUCGGAAUGGUUGGUUGUAUCAUACGGAAUUUGAUAGACCUGAAUUCAUUAACGAAGGAUGCAUACAACGGGCUGGCGAUAACAUUCUUGCUCUGGUCAAGGUAAGGGAAGAAUACUGA
Anisakis simplex (herring worm) is the source of this 366-nucleotide messenger RNA. The record is from the annotation of a GenBank genome assembly. NCBI's taxonomy places the organism in Eukaryota, Metazoa, Nematoda, Chromadorea, Rhabditida, Anisakidae.